This is a messenger RNA of Cladocopium goreaui, 735 nucleotides long. The record is from the annotation of a GenBank genome assembly. NCBI's taxonomy places the organism in Eukaryota, Dinophyceae, Suessiales, Symbiodiniaceae.
AUGUUGCAACGGAAGUCGAAGGGAAGCAGGCAUCAAGACCGUGGCAUUGCGCGCGGCUACAGCACGACUGAGAGGGCGCCGCGGCCUCGUGCAACUGCUGCUGCGGCGGCUGCUGGGACUCAUGAGCCUGCAGCUAGUGUGCCUGCAGCUCCUGUGCCUGCAGCUAGUGAGGCUGCAUCUUCGGUACCUCCGGGGAUUUUAGCCUUGCAGAAGCGCUCGGCUUUCCCUUCACCAGCAGGAGCAAGGGGGCCAUGGCACACGCCCUAUGCCUUUGUCGCCAGUGGAGCUACAAGAAUCAAUACCACUUCUUGGACCCCAACUUCGCUUCUGCAUCGCAGCAGUCCCCGGGUGCAAAUGGAAAUUGGGGUGACAUGGCAACAGUCCAUGCUGCCGGCAGUUGGAGGGGAUCAGUUUGGCGCUGCUCUGGCUGCUGUGCCGGGAGCAGCCAGUGCGCGGCCGGCUUUCCCAGGUUGGCCCGCGCCAGCAAAUGGACCACCUGCUGUGCCACCAGCUGGGACAGCUGCUGUGACACCAGCUGUGGCUGCAGAGGUGCCUGUGGGAACGGUGCCUGCCGAAGCUGAGCCGGGGGAAUCAGAGCCGCCUUCGCGUCGUAGACGCGCAGCUAAGGAAAAAGCCAAGAGGGCUGCAAAGCCUGCUGCCAAGAAGGCUGCGGCCAAAAAGGCUGCUGCUAAGAAAGUCAAGAAGCCUGCCAAGGGCCGCAAGGAUUCUAAGUAG